AUGGUAAGAUUGGUUAUCAACACCGACAAAGAAAUCUUUAGAGAUAGUGUUUCGGGUGUUGUAGAGGUUAUCCCUAAUAGUUGUGUCUCGGAAGACAAGGAGUUUAGAGGCUUCGUUGUGCUGACGGCGUGCGUAUUCAUAAAUUCAUAUUCGAAUCUAUUUGCAAAGAGACGUAUCACCUUUUAUGAGGAAAAGAAAGAAUUGUUGCUAUCCACCCGAGCAGGAUCUCCCUUUAAGUUCAAUUUACGUUCAGAAUCUGAAAAGCUCAAUUUUCAAUUUCCAGAUAGUUAUCUCGGGUUUGGUGUGGAGGUUCGUUACACUUUGAAAGCAUUCACAAAAAUGCUUAUCCCAAGAAAUGUAACCUACCGAGCUAUCGAAGUGAAGAGUUUUGGCAUGCCAUCUCCCCUUCCCUUAACGUUGACUAUUAGCGAAGAGGAUAUACAGAUGGUAGAGCGUCCCUCUUGCUCCAGCAAGAGUGAUUUUUGUCCUAUUGUGAAUAUUACGUGUAAUCUUUCGACAACGGAAGUGAAUUUCAUGGACGGAGUGCGCGGGACCAUUUGUAUCAAUCAGUGUUCCCCGAACAUUAAAAACAUCUCCGUAGGUCUGGUCCAGAACGAGGAAAUUGGUAUGGAAAUCGCUUGUUUUCGUUAUUUCUAG
Messenger RNA from Blastocystis hominis, 657 nucleotides. RefSeq lists its product as hypothetical. NCBI's taxonomy places the organism in Eukaryota, Bigyra, Opalinata, Blastocystidae. The transcript is spliced from 5 exons. Bases 1 to 657 code for a protein of 218 amino acids. The record is from RefSeq and is a predicted model, not a curated record.